Messenger RNA from Parnassius apollo (apollo), 2568 nucleotides. Lineage: Eukaryota; Metazoa; Arthropoda; Insecta; Lepidoptera; Papilionidae. The record is from the annotation of a GenBank genome assembly.
AUGACCAUGACCUAUGGUGAAUCACGAGGACCUUGCAUGAUACCGAUAAGCAGCGAAAUAGAUAUAAGAGAAAGCAAGCAAAUGUGCAGAUGUAGGAAUGUAAAAGUCAAAUUAAAGACGCGGACAAAGAUGAAGCGGCGGUCGCUGCCCGCCGUUCGCGAGGACAACCACAAAAGGAACAUGUGUAACAGUGAUUUUGUGAUCUAUGUUAUGGUGAUAACGACGGCGGUGCUAAGUUAUGUGAACAGUUUGAAUGGCGAUUUUGUCCAUGAUGAUAUCCCUGCUAUAGUGACGAACGGUGACGUAAUAGGAACAAACUCUUUUAAGGAACUAUUUCUGAACGAUUUUUGGGGCACGCCCAUGUCUGAUGCAAGCAGCCAUAAGUCUUAUCGACCAUUGACCACGCUUUCUUUUCGACUUAAUCACGCGCUAGUUGGAUUACAGUCGUGGUGGUGGCAUGCUUGUAAUGUCUCGCUUCACGCCGCGUGCUGCGCGCUGGUCACAAGGGCUUGCAUGACAAUAGCUCGUCUGCAACGUCCAUUUGCUGCACUGGCGGCUAUAUUAUUUGCAGUGCAUCCUGUGCACACUGAAGCGGUAGCUGGAGUGGUCGGAAGGGCAGAUGUCUUGGCGUGCAUAUUUUUUCUGUUAUCUGUCUUAGUCUACCAUAGACCUACAAGCAAUAAGAGGUGUGUGGGGUUGAGCGUUGUUUUUGGAGCACUUAGUAUGCUUGCAAAAGAGACUGGCGUAACAGCACUUCUUCUUAAUAUUGUCAUCGAUUUUUAUAGAUGUUGGCCAUUCGUAAAAAGGUCUUUUUACUUAAUGAAAAUCGAAAAGAAAUGCGCUGGUCUGUCAGUCCGAACAUUCAAAGUCUUAGUAUCCCUUGCGGUACUGAUAUACCUCCGGCUGGAGUUAUUGCAAGGAACAUGGCCGUCAUUUUCUCCUCAAGACAACCCGGCUGCUUUCCAUCCUAGUUUUCUUGUAAGGUUAAUGACCUUCAGCUACCUGGCAGCAUUCAACUGGUGGUUGCUUCUCUGUCCUUGGACACUAAGCCACGACUGGCAAAUGGGAUCAGUUGCGCUCAUCACCAGCGGCUGGGAUCCUAGAAAUUUACUCACAUGUGCAGCUUUUGGUGCGCUGAUUCUUCUUUGCUAUCGCUCCGGUGCCGAUGUCGUGAAUCGUCGACAUACGCCUGCCGUUAUUGGAGUAUUAUUACUAGUAAUUCCUUUUCUACCAGCAAGCAAUUUACUGAUAACUGUCGGUUUUGUCAUAGCCGAACGUGUUCUUUACACACCGAGCAUCGGCAGUGUGAUAAUAACGGCUUAUGGACUUCAACUAUUGUGGUACUCUAAGCCAGGCACCAAAGCAUUUCUGGCAGUUGGCUUAGCGGUGUUAGCUGCAAGUGGAGUAGCACGAACAUAUCGUCGAAAUGCUGACUGGCAGGAUCGGGCAACACUAUUAAGAUCGGAUUUAGUGACUUUGCCGCAAAAUGCCAAACUGCACUACAACUUUGCGAACUUUCUCCGCGAGGCGGAGCAGCAAGAAAAUGCUAUCAAACAUUACAAAGAAGCUUUGAGGUUAUGGCCGACAUACUCAAGCGCUCACAAUAAUAUUGGCACCCUACUUAGCGGAUUAGAAAACGCAGAAUAUCACUUCCUGCAGGCAAUCAAGUUUAACAAGCACCACGCUAAUGCGCAUUACAAUCUUGGAAAGUUGUACAAAAAAAAUGGGCAAACAAAGCAAGCCAUCGAAAUGCUCGAAAAAUGCAUACUUCUUCGCCCUUUGUUCGUUCAAGCUCAUUUUGAACUUAUCUCACUGACACCCGAACCGGAAAAGCAAAAGAUUUUAUGGAGAUUAAUGAAAUUGGAGUCAGAUAAUUGGGAAUUUUAUGUUUUAUAUGGAAAUUGGCUGAAAGAUAAAGGGCUCGCUGGACCUGCAUCCAAGUUCUACCUUGAAGCAACAAGGCUUGCACUCAAAAAUCGAAAUAUUAAAACUUCAUUAAGGGGAGAUCUCAUUUCGUUUCGAUCUACUGCUUUGAUGUAUAGAAAACUGGGACAAAAAUCAAGGACUUUGCAACUUUUGACUAGAUGGCAAACUUGGCGUAGAGAGUGGCCCAAUAUGGCCGCAGUUCACUUGUACUUGAGAGAUUGGCGACUCAAAAUGGAAUUGGAAGGUCGAGUUCAAAUCUACAGUAAAGGAUUAAAUCCAAUAAAAUCUACAACAUGCUUCGACCACUCUCAGUUUAUUAUCAAUGUUGAACAAUCAAAGAAUAAAGAAGACCGAAAAAAAGAGGAGCAUACUUUUGAUAAUAAUGAUCUUAAGUCAAAAAAUAUGAAAAAUGUUAUAAACACAAGUGAAAAAACUAGUGACAGUGCGUGUAAUAUAAAACAGGGUAAAAUAAAAAAGCAUAGCCAAUUAAUUUCAUUCCAAAUCAAAACUAGGCAAAACAAGUCUGAAAUCGGACUAACAGGCAAAAAACUCUCAGUGUACAAUAAAGAGAAAAAUGCCAAAGACAAUAACUUCAUUGCAAAGUUCACGGCGCCACAUUCAGAGCUUAUAAAAACGUUUUAA